Pyricularia oryzae 70-15 is the source of this 3081-nucleotide messenger RNA. Its product is annotated as transcription elongation factor spt-5. The transcript is spliced from 3 exons. The record is from RefSeq and is a predicted model, not a curated record. Lineage: Eukaryota; Fungi; Ascomycota; Sordariomycetes; Magnaporthales; Pyriculariaceae. Gene Ontology annotation, molecular function: mRNA binding; protein binding; structural constituent of ribosome. Bases 1 to 3081 code for a protein of 1026 amino acids. Gene Ontology annotation, cellular component: DSIF complex; ribosome. Gene Ontology annotation, biological process: regulation of DNA-templated transcription elongation; transcription elongation-coupled chromatin remodeling; transcription elongation by RNA polymerase II.
AUGGCUGACAAUAUGAAAUAUGACUCCGAGUCGGACGACGAUAACUUCAAUCCCGCCCCGGCGGAUGUCUCGGACGAUGAAGAGACAGAGAAGAACACGGCACGACGCGGCUCUGAUGACGAAGGCCGUCCGUCGAGCUCAGACCGAAAAGCCACCAGUCCAGCUCAAGCCGACAGCGAUGCCGAGGAUCAGGAUGACGCCGCUGGUGAAGAAGAAGAGGAAGAUGAAGACGAAGACGAGGAUGACGAGGAGGAAGAUGUCCGCGCUGGUCAUCGCAGGAAGCGCCAAAAGGAUCGGAGGGCUGCUUUCUUCGAUAUCGAAGCCGAAGUAGACGACGAAGAUGAAGGCGAAGACGACGAAAAGGAUGGCGAGGAGAUACUGGGAGACUUCAUCGACCACGACCCAGAAGAUGUUGCGGAGCCAGGUCGGAUAGACGAUGAUAGGAGGCAUCGUGAUCUUGAUCGCCAGCGAGAGAUGGAGUCCAGUAUGGAUGCUGAGAAGCAAGCUGAAAUCCUUCGGCAGCGCUACGGCAACCGUCGCCGGGCUGGCGGUUUGGGCGACUCGGCCGUGGUGCCCAAGCGUCUCCUCCUCCCCAGCGUCGACGAUCCUCAUAUUUGGGCAGUUCGCUGUAAGGAAGGAAAGGAGCGAGAGGUUGUCUGGUCCAUCAUGAAGCGCAUUGAGCAGCGCAUGGGGACUAAGGAGGAGCUGAGCAUAACGUCGGCCUUUGAGCGCGGUGGGACAGCGUCCGUUAUGAAGGGCUACGUCUACGUCGAGGCCAACAGGUCUACGGAUAUCAUGGUUGCGCUGGACGGUUUGCUCAACGUGUACCCCCGCACGAAGAUGCUCCUCGUCGAGAUCAAGGAUAUGCCAGAUUUGCUCCGGGUUCAGAAGACCCCAGAGCUCAAGGUUGGCGACCAUGUCCGUCUCAAGAGGCCCCCGAGAUAUGCGGGUGAUCUUGCCGUUGUCAGAAAUGUAACAGAAAACGGGCUUGAGGUUCAAGUAGCUUUCCUCCCUCGUCUGGACUACGGUCAGCGCGAUGAUGCUUUCACGAAAACCGAAGAUGGCAAACGGAAGCGUUUCGCGCCUGGUCCGCGUCCGCCUCAGCGACCCUUCAACGAAUCCGAAGCGCGCAAGCAUGACGCUCGUCUACUUUCGGGAAGCCUUGAGCCCGGUGUCUUUGACUACAUGGGUGACCACUUCGAGAAUGGUCUGCUUAUCAGAGAUUACAAGAUUCAGCAACUGCAAACUAAGGAUGUCGUUGCUACUCCCUCUGAGAUCAUGCUCUUUGCACAAGUUGCCCAGGACGGAACAGAACACCUGGACCUGACGCCACUUGCGUCCAGCCUGGAAGACACCAAUGUCACCUAUUUGCCCGGCGACUCUAUCGAGGUGUACGAUGGCGAGCAAAAAGGUGUUGUCGGAAAGGCAGUCAACGUGCAAGGGGGUGUUGUCACGCUCAAGGUCACGGAAGGCGACCUUGCUGGGCAAGUUAUCGAGGUUCCUACGAAAGGUCUCCGCAAACGCUUCAGAAUCGGUGAUCACGUCAAAGUGGUGGGCGGCUCUAACAAGGGCGAGGUCGGUAUGGUGGUACAAGUCGAAGAGAACCGGGUUUCGAUCGUCACGGACCAAACCAAAGCAACGCUCACGGUAUUCAGCAAAGAUCUCAGGGAGGCCAGCGACAGCGGUGGCCAGGGAUCUAUCGGACAAUAUUCGCUUCAAGAUCUUGUCCAGUUGGAUGUCACAACCGUGGCCUGUAUUCUGAAGAUUGACGGCGAGAACCUGACGGUUCUUGAUCAAAAUGGAGAUUCUCGACAGGUGCCGGUUUCGCAGAUCGCCAACAGAAUACCUCCGAAAAAGCUUGCGGUCGCUGCGGACCGCAACGGCGCGGAAGUAAGGCUUGAUGAUGUUGUCAAGGAGAUUGUUGGACAGAGACGUCAAGGAAAGAUCAUUCAUAUCCACCGAGGCUACUGCUACCUUCAAAGCGACUCCGUCAAGGAGAACUCGGGCAUUUUCGUGACCAGGGCCAGCAACGUGACAACCGUGGCAGCCAAGGGCGGCCGAGCCAACAAUAACUCGUUGCCUGACCUGACAGCGAUGAACCCUGCCUUGAAGAGGAAUCCCAGCGGAAUGCAGGCACCUCAACCUAAGCCACAGCUUGGACGUGAUAGGGCGCUGGGUCAAACCGUCAGCGUCCGCAGAGGUGGUUACAAGGGCUUGCUUGGCAUCGUCAAGGAUACCACGGAGACGCAUGCACGUGUGGAACUGCACACCAAGAACAAGAUUAUCAUGGUUCCCAAGGCCGACUUGGUCUUCAAGGACAAGGUUACUGGUCGUCCCAUCGAUAUAUUCUCUAGGGGUGGUAUGGGAGGUCGUGGGGGAGGCAACGCUGGUAACAGAGGAGGAGGCUUCGGUGGCAGCACCAGUUACGGCGGUCGCACACCAGCUGGGGAUGGCGGCAGGGGAGGUCGCACGCCAGCUUGGGAAUCCAGCUCUUCUCGCACCCCCGCGUGGUCGCGAGCUGAUGCUGGAGGGCGUACGCCGGCCUGGCCCAGCGCUGACGGAUCGCGGACUGUCAACCCGUACGACGGGAGCCGCACCGCUUACGGCAGCGGAUCCCGCACACCCGCAUGGAUGUCCGGAUCCAAAACACCUGCUCCUCACGACUCGUUCUCAAGCAAUUCCGCCUGGAGCUCUGGGGCAAAGACGCCAUAUGGUGCAUCUGCGCCGACGCCGGCUGCCAGCAACAAUGACACUUGGGGUUACACGCCGGGACCGAGUGGUUCGUCCAAUGCUUACGAUGCGCCUACACCUGGUGCAGGUCUGGGAGCCCCCACUCCAGGUGCAUUGGAUGCCCCCACCCCUGGUGCUUAUUCGGCUCCAACCCCAGGAGCAAUGAGUGCUCCAACGCCAGCGGCCCCAUGGCAAGGAGGUUGGGGUGCGGAUUCGGCACCAACGCCUGCCGCUGCUGCGCCUACACCGGGUGCAUCUGGCGGCUACUACGGCGCACCAACUCCGGCGGCAUACGGCGCACCGGAGACACCAGCAGCCAGUGGACCUCGGUACAUUGAUGACGAUGAGUGA